CUUUUAUUUCAGAUGAACACUAGGCCAUAUUUAUUGUGUUUAGUGUACUUUAAAUGUAAUUUUAGUUAACUCUACUAGUAUACUUACUUUUACUGUAUUGGUUUUAUGGUGUGCAGUCAAUUUUGCGUGGAUUCUCCACCAUUUUUCCAAUGGCAGAGCACAGGCAUUGUGCACGUCAUGUUUUUGCAAACUUGCACAAGACACAUAAGGGGGAUGAACUGAAAAUGCUAUUCUGGAAAGCAUGUAAGGCAUAUAAUGAAGCUGAUCUCGAGGAUGGAUUAGAUGAAAUGGAAAAGAUACAUCAUCAAUGCUAGAGCCAAACAUAUCAUUUUCAUGUUAGAAGAUAUACGAGGAGCAUUGAUGCAAAGGAUGGUCUUGAAAAGGCAAGCGAUGGAAGCAUCUAAAGCUUUGAUAUGUCCUAGGAUCAUGACCAGAUUAGAGAAAGCUAAACAUGAUGCAGCCCAUUGUACCCCAAUGCCAUCUAGCCAAGUUAGUUUUCAAGUUAGCCAUUAUCUGGACACUUUGACUGUUAAUUUGGACACGAAGAUAUGUACUUGUAGAAAAUGGGAUCUUAGUGGAAUCCCAUGCUGCCAUGCACUGGCCUGUAUAUUCUUCCUAAAUGCGUCCCCUAAGGAUUAUGUUGAUGACUGCUAUAAGAGAGAGGCUUAUUUGAAAAUAUACUUAGGUGCCAUAGCCCCAUUGACUGGAGAAAGGCAUUGGCCCAAAGUAGACCUUCCUUUGGAUCCUCCACCAAUAAAGAUUAGUCCUGGUAGACCAAGAAGGAAUAAGAUCAAACCUCCCCAUGAAAAUCCUAAAAAACCUAGAAAAUUAACUAGGCAUGGGGUUGAGAUGACAUGUAGUAUUUGCAAAUCUAAGAGCCACAACAAGAGAAAGUGUCCUGACAAAAAUAAGUCAGUGGAGGCCCAACCAAAGAGGAGUAGGGGAAGACCAAGAAAAGAACUGCAAACUACAUCAAACUCUACAUCUCAUCAUG
This is a messenger RNA of Cuscuta epithymum, 994 nucleotides long. NCBI's taxonomy places the organism in Eukaryota, Viridiplantae, Streptophyta, Magnoliopsida, Solanales, Convolvulaceae. The record is from the annotation of a GenBank genome assembly.